Boeremia exigua is the source of this 555-nucleotide messenger RNA. RefSeq lists its product as uncharacterized. The coding region runs from base 76 to 555 and encodes 159 amino acids. Lineage: Eukaryota; Fungi; Ascomycota; Dothideomycetes; Pleosporales; Didymellaceae. The record is from RefSeq and is a predicted model, not a curated record. The transcript is spliced from 3 exons.
GUUGAUAAUCCGUGAUCUUGACUUACACUCUACAUUUUAUAUUACUAAAUAUUACAUAUAUUUACACUCUCCACAAUGGCAGGCUACGGCAACCGCACAGCCCCAGACUACACCGCCGACGCGCUCGCGGACGAACACUCAUCCACGCGCCUCGGCCUCACAGACUCACACAGCCCCCCAACCUACGGCGCAGGCUUCGGCAACAAACGCGCCUCGCAGCCCACAACCCACACAGCCACAGACACAGACGCAGACACCACCGCCGCCGCCUCCGCCGCCGCCGACACACCGCGCUUCAACACCCAGGACGCGCACGGCUCCGCGCCGUACAGCAACGCGCACACGUACGGCAGCGCGAGCACGGCGGGCGCGGGGUGGGGCAACAAGACGGGAAGUUUUAGUGAGGAGGGGAGGGGGGAGGGGGGGCAUGAUUCCGCGCUCGGCAAGGCGAUGCAGAAGAUCGGGGGUGCGCUGCAUGCGCCCGGGCUGGCGCGCAAGGGCGAGGCGAAGAGGGAGGCUGCGGAUGCGCAUGGGGAGGUGCCGACUGCGAAUUAG